Messenger RNA from Sclerotinia trifoliorum, 1834 nucleotides. Lineage: Eukaryota; Fungi; Ascomycota; Leotiomycetes; Helotiales; Sclerotiniaceae. The record is from the annotation of a GenBank genome assembly.
GAUACGGAAAAAAUAAUCUCCGGUCAAAUAUGACGCAGUUUAUCCGAAGCUCCGGCACCAACUAGAUGAUGACAGCUUUGUGAAAAUGCUAUUCUGCUAAGUAGUUUCCAACUACAUAUUUUAUCAAUGAAGUUUUGUCCAUGUGAAAUCCCCAAUUGCCAUAUGGCAUAAUGCGUCAAAUAUUUCCAGCCUUGUUGGUUACAGCUUCAACCGCAUUAGCUAGUCAAAGCGUGUUCAGCGUUCACGAUGACUUACUUGCAUUUCCCCAGGUAUGCGCAAGGUCAUAAACCAUUCUGAUGUAACCUGUUCCAAGCUCACGAACAAAAGUAUGAAGUAGUAUUUUCGGAUUCAUUCCUCUCGGAACAGGAAGCAGAUUUUAUCAUCAACCAUCCAUCUUCACCCAUUCACGAUACGCAACAAUCUUCCGACUCCAAAAGUAUAUCCUCUCAACACCCCAUCCAAGAUAACCCUACCGACCAUGAAUUCGACCCCUCCAAGCAUACUCAUGAGCUCAUGUGGCUACAAGGCCAGGCACAUCUCUGUACGAUUCCCAUAGUUUCUCUGCCUCCACGAAACGAAACCUCCGAAGCGGAAGCUCGCGCCGCUGAACAAAAAGAGCUUGCCCGAGCAACUGAUCGUGGUUGGGAAUUACUUCAAGAUCUAGAGAAUAAUUGUUUAUAUUUUGUUUCUGGAUGGUGGUCUUAUUCAUUCUGCUACAACAAUGAAAUCACACAAUUUCAUCAACUGCCACCACAACCGGGAAAGGCCCCUUACCCGCCCCAACCGGAUCCAUCAGCUCAGGAAUUUGUCCUCGGAAAAGCAAAGAAGUCACCGAAAAGUAUGAGUAAAGAAGAUGAAUGGGGAAAUCAAAUAGAAGCACAUACGGCAGCCAAAAAUGGUGAUCCACCCAAAACCGAACUCCAAGUAAAGGGCGAUACCCGCUACCUAGUUCAAAAAAUGGAAGAUGGCACAAUUUGUGAUCUCACAGGCAAACCUCGUCAAGUCGAAGUUCAAUUCCACUGCAAUCCUAACGUCAAAGAUCGCAUUGGCUAUAUCAAAGAAAUGACAACCUGUUCAUAUCUUAUGGUCGUCUACACACCCCGUCUCUGUGAUGACGUAGCAUUCAUGCCUCCCAAAGCAGACAAAGCAAAUGGCAUAGUCUGCAAACGUGUGGUCUCAUCUUCAGAUAUCCCUUCCCAUCUCGAAGCCGCCUCUUCCAGCUCACCUUCCAAACCUAUGCCCUCGAAACCCUUAGUUGUCGGAGGUAUAACUGUCGGCGCAGGUAAAUUUAUAGGCAAAGAAGGACAACGUCUACCAAUCCCAGCAAAUUUUGCCGAUGGUGAUGUCCCAAGUCGAAGCGAAGUUAUUGCCCGCGGCAAAAGUAAAAGUGAAGGGGGUCAAGUCGAAGUCAUUAGUCAACAUGCGCUAGAAAAGUUAGAUCUUGAUCCAAAAAUGAUCGAAAGGUUACAAGAGGAAGUUAAAAAAGUGGCCGGGGAUAAGGGUUGGAAAAUUGAAGUGGUAGAUGUUCCGGGACAAGUUAGGGAGAUCUUGGGAAUAGUAGAGGAUGAUGAGGGGCAAGGUUAUGAAAAAGGACCGGGAAGACCUAUUGAAAAGCCUGAGAAGAAGGCGAAUGAUAAGGAGAGGUAUGGGGAUGAUGUUGUAUAUGAAGAUGAAGAAACUGAAGAAGGUAGUGAGGAAAUUUUUAAGGAUGAAUUAUAAUUUCUCAUUUUUUCCCCACUAUUCUGUCUGAUAAGAGAGGCGUUACUGGUUUGGCCCGGUUUGGCUUGAGUCAUGGGUAUGAUUUAGUUUAUAGAUAUUAUGAUCUGGUAUAAUA